AUGGGAAUAGAAGUUGAUCUAGCUGCCUCAACUGACGCCCCGCUGCCAGACUGGUUUGGUAUUCUCAACCUUGUUUUGGUCAUCUUCUUCGUGGCAGAGCUGUGCCUGAAAUUCGCAGCCUUUGGUUGCGCGACUUUCUGGUUUGGCACCGAUUGGGCCUGGAAUUCCUUUGACUUUCUUGUGAUUGCUUUAUCAGUGCUGGACAUUGUUCUUGAAUUUUCUUUACGGGCAUCAGUCAGCACUGGCCAAGUUCGAGUCUUUCGCGUUCUUCGCAUCUUUCGCUACGUGCGGAGUAUCAGAGUGGUGCGGCUUUUCAGGUAUAUCAGCGCUUUACAGGUUCUGACCUUGUCCAUCCUUGGCACCAUGAGCUCGUUAGCUUGGACGUUGGCGCUGUUGAUUCUCAUCAUCUACAGCUUCGGUGUGGUUCUGACCGAGAUUGUUUUCCAACAUUGCGGUCAACUAUCAAACUGCCCUGAAGAUUUGACCUCGCACUGGGCAAAUUUGCGUCUGAGCAUGCUGUCGCUCUUUAUGGCAAUCUCGCAGGGGCUUAAUUGGGAGGAUUUGCUGACACCUCUAUUGAAUGUGUCUGAAGUGGCUGCCGUCCUGUUGAUUUUGUACGUGAUCAUGACCAUAUUCGCAAUUUUGAAUGUCGUCAACCGGUGUGUUCUGCAACACUGCCAUUGA
Molecule: messenger RNA, 684 nt
Organism: Cladocopium goreaui
Lineage: Eukaryota; Dinophyceae; Suessiales; Symbiodiniaceae
Source: the annotation of a GenBank genome assembly